Molecule: messenger RNA, 2123 nt
Organism: Pseudophryne corroboree (corroboree frog)
Lineage: Eukaryota; Metazoa; Chordata; Amphibia; Anura; Myobatrachidae
Exons: 8
Coding region: 161-1735 (524 amino acids)
Molecular function (GO): protein binding
Source: RefSeq, a predicted model, not a curated record
GUGAGCAUGAGGCGGACAGUCUGCGGGGCUCUAAAAUUGGCCGUGGACCUUAGUUUCCUUCCGUGCCCUCCGCCGCCGCCGGUAUGGUGCUGUCCUCCCCUAUAUAAGUGCCGGGCGCGGAGAUGGCGGCAGUUAGGUGACAGUACACAGGUGGGCAGGGAUGGAGGGUGACGCAGAGCGGCUCAGGUUGCGGGGAACCGGCCCAGUCACAGAUGUGCCACCCGGGGAGAGUGCGGCGCUGCCGCCAGAGAAGCCGCAGGUGGCUGAUGGUGAAGGCGGGAUAGAGAGCGCUCCCUGUCGGGGGAUGCUGGACAUGAGCGAUGAAAUCCUGCUACUGAUCCUGGAUCUCCUGGACCCCUUCUCGCUGCUCAGCGCCGGCGGCGUCUGCAGCACCCUGUACCGGGUCAGCUGCACGGACAGCUUGUGGGCUCAGCACUGCAGGGUUGCUUUUGCCUCAUGUUUUAGAAUGGACUGUGUGGAUUAUACCCCUAAGGAAGCCUUUAAGCUCUUGUAUAUGUGGAGGAAGCUGUACAGAACCCUACCUUACAAUAGAAAAUUACAGGACUUGUUGUUUUCAGGAAUUCCUCCAAAGAAAUACUGGGUGCAAUGGCUCGUGUUAGAAGAAAUGGUUCCCCUCCCCCCAGUCCAACUAACUGUUGUUGAAAUUGAAGAAAUUUGGGGAAUAAGUAAAGAUCUACUUGAUGAAAAAUGUAAAGUUGCAGAUGAAUAUUCAGAAGGAGGACAAGUACCUAUCUUCAAAUACGACUGGAAGGAGCUUCAUAACAUGGCCCUCUUACACCAUGGGGACUACACAAAUGUACAGUCACAUGUUCUUAAUAAAAUGAGCUCUGAAUGUCAUGAGGAUAUGGAGUGGCUUUAUUGCCAGUACAAUAAAUACCGGUUUCAGUGGCUCUUUUCUUAUUGGCUCUUUGGCCUUUCCAAGUCAUGUGCUAGACAACUGCAGAGAAUUUACCUGUGGUGGCAAAGGUUUGAUAAAAAGAAGGUAUCUAGGUGGGGAUCUGCAGACUGUGAUACAGAGUAUCUUGCAUCUCUUCAUUACAUAACAGAUGACUUCUGGAAUGGAAAGCUGGCCAAUGGCGAUGAGAAUAUAGGUAUCCAAAUUGUGGAGAACUACUUUUCCAUGUGCAAAUCCCUCUUAGCUUGGAUUCUGGGCCGCAAAUGGGGAAGAUUUAAACAAAAGAAGGUCUACAAAGAUGCAUUAGAAGGGGUGUACCGUGUGCUGAAAUCUGAGGCCCAGGUUUCCAUGGUUAAUCAUGACCAGUUUUGGUUGGUAGCUAAAGUUCAGAUGUCAAGAAUCUGCAGUCUUGAAGAAAUUGCUGGCAACUAUGUGAAUUGGAAGCUAAUAGAUGCAUUGCCGUGCUACAGAUUGUUCAUGGCCUCUGGAGAGCUAAUCUACUUAGAGCAAGUCAAAGGCUUCCUGUUUCGGAAACAACUAGUACACAAUUGGAUCCUUCAAGAACAGAACUUCUGGGUGAGCAGCCUUCUACCAGAGAGCCUCUUCCAUCUAUUGGAAUAUGAAACAAAGCUCUGUGAAGAGAGACUACACGGUGAUACUGUGGGUGCCCACUUAAGCAGAUUAAUUUGGCUCUAUCUGCAUUCUGGUCAGCAGCUGUACAUGGAUGCCAUGAAGGGUUUCGUCUAUGAAUGUGCUUAUGCAAGCUAUGCAUCCCAAAUCUACGAGACUGUCAGUCUGGUCCCUUACAUUGGUUUUUAACAAACAUUAUUUUUGUUUUUUAUUUUUUUUAUAUAAUUGCACUUUUAUGAAAAUUUUAAUGAUCUGACUUCUAGGCUGUUUUAAUGCCCAUAUUUUCUUGUAAAAUAUGUAUAAACGCUGCUAGCUUUAGCUAAUAGUGUAAUCUUAUACUUCAGGACUUGUCGGUUAGGUAUACAUUUUUAAGACUUUACACUGUGGGACCACUGUGGUAUAUUACUGCAUUCCCCUGCACAAUGUAACUUUUUUUUUUUUUUUUUGCUCAAUCCCCCAUUAUACAUUUUCUAUUGUAAUUUACAUUUUAGCACCAUUUUAAGAUGUUUAAUCUAUAAGGUUCUGAUUCAUAGGCUACUGCUAUCUCAGGUCAAUAAAUGCCUGGUUAUUUAAGCUA